Molecule: messenger RNA, 859 nt
Organism: Vanessa tameamea
Lineage: Eukaryota; Metazoa; Arthropoda; Insecta; Lepidoptera; Nymphalidae
Product: THAP domain-containing protein 11-like
Exons: 3
Coding region: 146-703 (185 amino acids)
Source: RefSeq, a predicted model, not a curated record
GUGCGCAUCGCAUGUGGCGCCACCCUCGCGGCUCAAUCGGAAAGUUAGUAGAUGCCCGUGUGGCCAUGUGGUGACAACAGUCGUACGGAGUGAGCCCGUGCAUACGGAUUGAACUUGUGAAAAUACCUAAAAAUAUCGGAAAAUAAUGCCUGCCAAAAGAUAUUGUUGUGUUAUUGGGUGCAACAACUCCGAACAAAAUAGUCGGCACUUAAAAUUUUACUCGUUUCCGAGAAAUAGCCACGAAAUUGACCGAAGGAAAAAGUGGAUACAAGCUGUGAGACGAGUUAGUGCAGACAACAAACCGUGGGAGCCGAACGUAAACAGUCGCAUCUGCAGUGCUCAUUUUGUUGGCGGUGCGAAAUCAACGAUUGAAAAAAGCCCAGCGUAUAUCCCAACGAUUUUUCCACCAAUCUAUAAAAAAAGGGCUUUAUCACAAGCAGCCGCUGCUCGACAUGAUCGACUCCGGAAACGAAAGAUUUCAAAUCCAUCGGAGGUACACGUGGAGGCUGUAGUACAAGAAAAUGUCGAAACAGGGUUGCAAGAAGUUGGAGAGACGUCUACUUCUAUAAGUGUAGGCUGCCAAACAGAUGCACAUAAUUGUCAAGAACAAAACAACACAAAAAUUAUGUUUUUAGUCACACAUGGACCACAGCACCAGUGCCAUACAUCAUGCUUUGAGGAAAACGAAAGAGCAAAGCAUUAAUUUAUUAGUGCAAGAGGCUAAUGAAAUUGCUAUGAAACUAGAAUCUACAAUUACUCUAAAAAUACUUAUUUAGUUUGACUGUACGAUCCUGCAUAUUUGCUUCAACGAGUUGUUAUCCUUAUACAAGUAACUAAAAAUUCAUGAUUUAGUGUCGUU